AUGGGCUGUAAUGGUAGUACUAUGAGCAAAUCCAGUCAGCUGAUUGACAAGGAGAUUGCGGUGGACCGUAGGAAUCAAGAUAGAGAGAUCAAGUUGUUGAUACUUGGUGCUGGUGAUUCUGGAAAGUCAACUAUUGCCAAACAAAUGCGAUUCAUUCAUACCAAAGGCUUUGAUGACGAGGAGCUGAGAACCUUCAAAGACAUCAUGCAAUCAAACGUCCUACAAUGUCUCCAACUAUUACUACGCAAUCUAGAGAACUACCAACUUCGAGUUUCCUCUGAUCUAACAGACAAGGCCAACUUCUAUUCCAACUGUAAUCCAUAUGAACUGCCAUUAACUGAGAAUAUGUGUAAUGAUAUUACCAGUUUAUGGCUUGAUUCAUCAGUUAGAGAUGCUUUCAACAAUUAUAGACAUGAGUUCAACUUACCAGAGGUAGCUUCAUUUGCACUGGAUAAUGUACAGAGAAUAGCUGGAGAACUAUAUGUUCCAACACAAGAGGAUAUUUUGAAGUGCCGCCAGAGAACUACUGGAAUGAAGGAGACUGUCUUUAGUGUGGACAGUGUCAGGUUCCGUUUGCUGGAUGUGGGCGGUCAGAAGAACGAGCGAAAGAAAUGGAUCCACUACUUUGAGGACGUCAAGACUAUAAUAUACUGCGUGGCCCUUGGAGACUACAAUAUGAACCUAAUAGAGGAUGGCGCUACCAACAGAAUGCACGACAGCGUCAAGCUGUGGACCGAGAUUGUCAACAACAAGUACUUUGUCAACACGUCCUUCAUCCUGUUCCUCAACAAGAAUGAUAUCUUCCGUGAGAAGAUCACCAAGGAGCCACUGUCCAACUACUUCCCCGAGUACACUGGUGGCCUCAACUAUGAGCACAGUCUGGAAUUCAUCCGCAACCAAUUCCUACGUCCAGUACCAGUAGGCAAGACCGUUGUAGCACAUGUGACCACAGCAACUGACACUCAGAAUAUAUCCGUCGUCUUUGAUACUGUUAGACACUCCAUCGUCACACAGUUGCUCAAGACUCACUUCUAA
Messenger RNA from Acytostelium subglobosum LB1, 1035 nucleotides. RefSeq lists its product as hypothetical. Gene Ontology annotation, cellular component: heterotrimeric G-protein complex. The record is from RefSeq and is a predicted model, not a curated record. The transcript has 3 exons. NCBI's taxonomy places the organism in Eukaryota, Evosea, Eumycetozoa, Acytosteliales, Acytosteliaceae. Gene Ontology annotation, biological process: adenylate cyclase-modulating G protein-coupled receptor signaling pathway. The coding region runs from base 1 to 1035 and encodes 344 amino acids. Gene Ontology annotation, molecular function: G protein-coupled receptor binding; guanyl nucleotide binding; GTPase activity.